AUGUUUCUGAAGAAUGAAACAGUGAAUGAAGUACAAAAUUACGAGAUCCAAUGUUUGUGUCCAUUUUUCAAACAAAGUUUUUUCGUAUUUUUAAACGUAUUGAUACUUUUCGCUUACGCUCAGAAUCAAACAGUUCCAGAAGCAGCUACUUGUGAACAAACUUUCUUUUUAACAGGCACGACAUGUACACCAUGUCAACAAGCAAUUUUUAAAAAUAAUGCAAAUCCGAGUUUUCUUGAUAUAACUGUACCUUCUGACAAAUGUUUAGCUGAUAAAAUUUUCUUUUAUUAUCUUUUUCUUACUCCUUCUACUACUCCCGCUACUCCCGGUACUCCUGAUACUCCUGAUGAAAGAAUAUCCCAAUUUACAAAAAAAGCAAUAGAAGAUUUAGAUAAAACUUGUGCUGAAACUGCAAAUAAUGCAUGUAAUGAAUCGAAUGCUAAAAAUUCUUAUACCGAAGUUUCUAAAGCUUGUGAUGCAGAAUUGAAUCAAUAUCUUUCUUCUAAUAAUAGAACUGGAACUGAUGGAAGUGUCGGAAGUAUUACUAUUUCAACUAUGCUUGGAUAUUAUAUGGCUAUACCUAUUAGAGAAAAUUUGUGUUUGAAAGUAAAUGGCGAAUAUUGUAAGGCUAGAAUGAUUAAAAAUAAUGCAAUUCUUUUACAAGCGAAUCAAACUCAAUCUCAGCAACCGAAUACUUUUUCUUUUUUAUCAUGUGAUGAUGAAUGUACAAUACAAUCUUAUAAUAAUAUCAAAAGUUUUCUAUCAUCUCAUCCUCCUGAUAUUCCUAAUUUACAAAAGAUUAUUAAUAGUACAAGCAACCCAUUAAAAAUAUUUGAAAAUAGUUGUCCUAAUAUUACUAAUAGUAUUGUUAAUAAUAGUAUUGCUAGUAACGAAUCAGAAAUUAAAUCUGAUGGUCAAAAACUCACUAAUCAAUUUUAUAAUUAUUCUGGAAUUAUUUUAAUUGGUUUAUUUAUACAACAUUUAUGUAAUAAAUAUAUUAAUAUAUAA
This is a messenger RNA of Rhizophagus irregularis DAOM 181602=DAOM 197198, 1008 nucleotides long. RefSeq lists its product as uncharacterized. The record is from RefSeq and is a predicted model, not a curated record. Lineage: Eukaryota; Fungi; Glomeromycota; Glomeromycetes; Glomerales; Glomeraceae.